Aureobasidium namibiae CBS 147.97 is the source of this 603-nucleotide messenger RNA. RefSeq lists its product as uncharacterized. The record is from RefSeq and is a predicted model, not a curated record. The transcript has a single exon. NCBI's taxonomy places the organism in Eukaryota, Fungi, Ascomycota, Dothideomycetes, Dothideales, Saccotheciaceae. Bases 1 to 603 code for a protein of 200 amino acids.
AUGGCCGAUAUUGUAAGACCAGCCAUAACCAUGCCAGAAGGCGGCUUCUUCAGCGUCUAUGCCGAAGCCACAGUCGCCGCCCCACCCUCUGCUGUCUACAAAAUCCUCGUCGACACAUCUACCUAUGGUGAAUGGAAUAACUUCGUAUCCUCAGUUGCCAUCAACAAACGUCCUGCGUCUGACUCGGACUCAAAUGAUGCCCUUUUGAAAGAGGACAUGAUCAUGACCUUCACCGUCCACAUGUCUCCCACCAUGACCACCCAAAGCAAAGAGCACGUCCUCCAAGUCGACGACUGCCCUUCCACCCCUUCACCAGGCAAAAAAACCAUCAUACGCUGGAUCAUGGCCAACAAAGAAAACUACACGCCCAAAUUCUUCUUGGCUGCUGAGAGAGUAAACGAGAUUGAGGAUUUGGGCGAUGACACUUGCAUAUACAGAUCUUGGGAAACAUUUGGAGGUCUUGCUGCAAGGAUUGUGAAGUGGAAGUUUGGAGAGGGCUUGCAAAAGAAUUUUGAGCAUUGGGUGAAUGGAUUGAAGGAGUAUGUUGAGGAGAAAGAGAAGAGGGCAAAUGAACAGAAAGAUGCUGUGGAGAUGCCUGCUUGA